This is a messenger RNA of Sinocyclocheilus grahami, 514 nucleotides long. RefSeq names its product meprin A subunit alpha-like. Gene Ontology annotation, biological process: proteolysis. The transcript has 8 exons. The coding region runs from base 128 to 514 and encodes 128 amino acids. NCBI's taxonomy places the organism in Eukaryota, Metazoa, Chordata, Actinopteri, Cypriniformes, Cyprinidae. The record is from RefSeq and is a predicted model, not a curated record. Gene Ontology annotation, molecular function: metalloendopeptidase activity.
CUUAUAAACAAAGAAAACAAAAAGGAACUAAACAGAGUGGAUGUGACAACUUGACACUUUCUUGUCAAACUGGGUGACUGGGAGGCAGUUUUAUGUUCAGCUGCAUUAGUGACUGAAAACUGUGAAGAUGCGAUUACGCACAAUUAUUUUGCUGAGUCUGGCUUUGGCUUUUUGCCCAGCAUCAUCUAUGCCUCCACCAGAUACGUCUGACAUUAUUGAGGAUCGGAAGGAUAUUCCAGAUAUAAACAAAGGUUUAAAUCUCAGAGAAGGAGACAUCAUGAUGCCUAAUCAAAGGAGCGCCAUUCUUGGGAAUCAGUACCGGUGGAAUAUUCCCAUCCCCUAUGAGCUGAGUGUGAAUCUCAGUAUGAACUAUAAAGGAGUCAUUUUGAGAGCAUUUGAGCAGUUCAGACUGAAAUCAUGUAUUGAGUUUAAGCCCAGAACAGCAGAAGACAUUUCUUACAUCUCUGUGGAGAGUCGUGACGGGUACAGUAUGGUUCCAGAACUCCUACCUUGA